This is a messenger RNA of Vollenhovia emeryi, 5767 nucleotides long. RefSeq names its product phosphatidylcholine:ceramide cholinephosphotransferase 2-like. Gene Ontology annotation, biological process: ceramide biosynthetic process; sphingomyelin biosynthetic process. Bases 618 to 1904 code for a protein of 428 amino acids. The transcript has 6 exons. Gene Ontology annotation, molecular function: ceramide cholinephosphotransferase activity; sphingomyelin synthase activity. Lineage: Eukaryota; Metazoa; Arthropoda; Insecta; Hymenoptera; Formicidae. Gene Ontology annotation, cellular component: endoplasmic reticulum membrane; Golgi membrane. The record is from RefSeq and is a predicted model, not a curated record.
GACAGCGCGUGCGCCUUCGUCGGCGUCGCGACGUGUCCGGCGGAGAAGCGCUAUGGUGCAAGCGGACGGGCCAGCCAGCCAGCAAGGCGGGUUUCCUUACCAUUUUUUUUUCGUCAUUAUCCAAGUUUUGGUGUGAGAAAAUAACCGAUAGAGAUAUGCAACAGCAAGAAACUACGAAGAUGAUCGGAAGACAUUCCUUUUGAGAUUGAGCAACUCGCGCGCUUCCGUUUUACCGCUUUCCGAAUAAGCGGUCAUCAUUGUUUUACCCGUUCUAACUACUGUGCAGUGUGUCAUACGAUUCCCAGGAAGACUUGCAUCUUCCUGCUUCUUUUCUUCUUUCAUGGCAGAGAAAGUGGAAGGAGGUAGAGAGAGAGUCUUUGCGCGUCAGUUCACUCAGCUUUGUUCCGUGUGUUCUGUUCUGACUGAUCGAUAGUACAGACUCGGAUAAUUGGGUCGCGCACACGCGGCUAAUCGCAACUCGGGUAACGAAGAACCGCGCCUUCGUUGACGAAAAGACAGAGGAGCAGCGAGCAAAAAAGAAAAAGAGAAUUGAAGAUGGAGGAAAAUUUUCGCCGGGAGACAGAGAAGACCCCCUUAGACGUAUAGGAUUCGUUUGUAUGCCUUGGACCACGUCCACAUAUAUGAUGAAAUUGCAGUUGCUCGUUAUCGAGACGGACUACUGCUGGAGGAAAGCGUUGCUUAGGAUGGUAUUGGAUCCCAAGGCCACCAGCUUGCACAACGAUUACGGAAGCUUCGACCGACCGUUGGGCGCCGGGGAGGGCCACGAAAGGGACGUUGAAGCGGCUGUUGAUGGAAGCAGCAGCGGGAUGGCACAGUCCAGCGAUGUUUAUCAACGGCAACCACUACUGCCCGGCGCGCCGUUGUCCAAGAGCAAGGACAAGUGGUCUGGAGUGGCCUCCGGCUCGGACUACUAUGAGGACGAUGAAGAUGAGAAGGAUAUCGAAAGCCUGGGUAGACAUUCCGGGAUACCGAAUGGCUCCGGCAGCAGUAUCGUCAAAAUCGACAUGCCGGCGCCGCUUCGCGAGGAGCCGCGUUUUCCCAAGGAAAAAUGGAAAACGUUUCUCGCAUUUCUUUUCAUGGUCGUAAAUUUUAUAUUGACGACGGCUUCCCUCGCGAUGGUACAUGAGCGCGUUCCAGAUAGGAACACGUACGGACCGCUUCCCGACGUGGUGCUGGACAACGUCACCGCUCAGGAUUGGGCGCUUAACGUCUCGGAAGUCCUAAUUAUGAUCAUGUCCAAUUCCGCGAUGGUUUUUAUCAUUUUUCAUAAACAUAGAUUCAUAGUAGCUAGACGAAUAUUUCUGCUAAUGGGCUUGCUCUACAUGAUGAGGAGCAUCACGAUGUAUGUGACGGUCGUACCGAUCGCCAGUAAAACUUACUAUUGCAGCCCGAAGGCAAACAACACCAGUCCGCUUCUCGUGACGAAAAGGGUCCUGCAGCUCAUCUCCGGUUUUGGCUUGUCCAUUAACGGCAAACACACUUAUUGCGGAGAUUACAUUUACAGUGGGCAUACGGUCGUGCUUGUACUCAGUUACCUGAUCAUUAAGGAGUAUUCUCCAAGAAGAUGCCAACCGAUCCAUUGGCUAGCUGGUCUGGCGGUACUCGUCGGGGUAAUUAUGGUCUUGGUAGCUCAUGGCCAUUAUACUGUUGAUGUACUUAUAGCUUACUAUGUUACUACGCGCCUGUGGUGUAUUUAUCACACGUUAGCCAAUAACCCAAAUCUCAAGCAAUACGGACCAAAUAACUUUUUGGCCCGGCUCUGGUGGUUCUCCAUUUUCAAGUAUUUUGAGAAGAAUGUGGGCGGCACAGUGCCACGACAAUAUGACUGGCCUCUACCCUGGCCUCGACGGUUUCUUGCCAAACACCCUAACCGAGACAGUUAAUACUUGUCUUGAUUUCACGAUAGAGGCUGUUAAACACAAAGGAGUUACUUUUGUUGUAUAUAUUUUACACACAAACGCGCACACACACAAACACACACACAUACACACAUACACACACACACACAUUAUACAAACGUAUGUAAAUUGAGGCUUAUUAACGUGGAGGUAAAAGUUCGCUAAAAAAUAUACAUGAGACGUAUUGUUUUAAGAGCGAUUGCACAUUUAUUGUUGAAGUGCAUGAAUUUUAUGUUAUUCACUUCUUCGUAAUCCAAUCGUAAAGUCUUAAACACAAUACCCGUGCUCUUUCACGUAAAGUUAUCGUCCAGUCAGCCCGAAUUUACUUUUUGUUUGAUUUUUAUACAGAUUUAUACAUUAUAAAGAAUAGAUAUAGAAAGAGAGAGAUGAACUUUAUGAUAUCGUAAAGAUUCGGAUGGAGGAAGGUAUUCGAGUUAAUAUAUUGUACAAUGACACAUUCGCUUAAGGCGUUUAUAUUUUCACAUAGCUGCAAAUUGAAAGUAAUAUACUAAAUAAGUAAAUAUAGGACAAAUGUGUGUUUUUAAAAACUCGAGCGAUACUGUGCAAUAAGAAGUAUUUGUAAUCUUUAAAGGGCCAUUGUAGAUAAAUAUUAGGAUGAAAUCCAAAUCCUUCCUCCAAACGAAUCUUUGUGUCAUAUUCUCGACUUGAAGCGACGUCUUGACUUCCAAUAUCUAGACGUCGUCGUCCCUGACUUUGCAUUCGCGAUACGAAUUAUUCCGAUGAAAAACGAUUUCGCAGACAAAUUGCCAAAAAUAUACUGUAGACUCGCGUGAUGUUUAUGCCCUAAUUAAAAUUCCACCUUGCCGAUUAUCCUCGAAAUUGUUUCCUUCGUGUUUCGUCGCAGAAAAGUAUCCUAGUAUCCAGUGCUAGAAGCGAUUGUGCAAUUUCGCGGGACCAAAACAGGAACGCUUAAUAGUAAAUGUUAAUUCAUAAAAUGACAAACUCAGCAUGCCGAAUCCCGAGGAGACGUGAUCUCCAUUAUAUAGAUGUAUAUCGAUGGCAUUGAUGAAGUCUUAAUAAUAAUAUUAUGUCACUGAUCAAGGUUUCCAUAAUUUCGGUUAGAUUACCUGAUGGCCUGUCGCGAAUGGAAUUCGGACCUCUUACCUGCCAUAUACACAAAUGAUUGUCGAUUCGCAUUUCGAUCGUAUAGCCUGCCUGCAGAUUUGGAUAAGUUUAUUCGUGAAAACUUCCUAACAGAUCUUGAAUAUUUGAACUUCUAGAAGAUACAUCUCGCUCUUUUCUAGCUUCCAUUAGUCGAUAUACGGAAAAAGUAUCAUUUAUAGAAUAAUGAAGAAAAAAAAGACGAAACAAAAAGAAGAAAGUACUGAAGCGUUCGUGUUUUCACGGAAUAAGAUCGUCGUACGCUUGUGCAUACACCGGAUAUUGACAUCUAUAUAUAUAUAUUUAGUCAUAUAUAUAUAUAGAUAUAUAUAGAUAUAUGUAUAAUUAUAUUACAGAGGUAAUGUAACAUAAAUCGUGCGAGAUGUAAAAGGCAUUCGUGGAGAGAUCGAGUUACAAAAAUGACGAAUACCAUCAACCAUCAAUCUUUCGUACGAUUCUCUCUUCCUUCGUUCUUCUUGCAUUUCAUUAUAACAACUCUUUGCCUGCACUCGUUUUUUUCCAUUGGGAAAAUAAAUGCAUACUUUACGUACGUACACUAUAGAUUAGAUCUAUACUGCAUGUGACGCAAACUAUAGAUUUAUGGGAGAAAAUGAACGCAGGCCUUGCAUCUCUUGCCCUGCUCUUUUUCCUCGUCUGCGGAAAAAGAGUGACAUGAUUUAAUAAUGUCGAUGAAAAUGCCGCAGUUCUUCAAAUACUUGUAUAGACGAUUAUGAAUCUCAUUUAAUAAGGUACAAGUAAGCGGUAACAAGUCGCGUGACUGUUUAUUUUCCUAGCAUCCGAUGAGAAAGUCGCAUGUGUGUUGUAUGCAUGUUGUAUUGAGUAACAUUUAAUCGUAGCUUAAAUUGCGUUAAAGGUGACUCGUUAUCUUGUCCACCUGUGAUGAGAUCAACUUGUUGAAUCUCUGAUAAGAAACGCACUUGCAACUCUACCAAUUUUAGUUGAAUUUUUGUUGUCUCUUUUGUGUAUCUAGAUUGAAUAAAUAAUAAAAAAAUCUCUUACAACAUACUUCGCGGAAGUUUACGUGUAAAUUUAUAUUUUUUAUCACAUGAUUUAAUCGAGCAAUUAGCGAUGCCUUAAAUUGCGUGUAAAGCUAAAUUAUUAUACAUAUAUUUUUUUAUUAUUCAUCGGAUUACGAUCAAACGCGUUUGAUUGAACAGAAUUCGCGUAAAAGUUAUAAGAAAGGAGAAUGAUAACAGGGAGGAGGAAAUGCGAUAAUGUUGUUAGUAGUAUAAUUAACUCUUUUCCGUCUGUGAUGAUAAAUAAAAGAAAGAAUAAAUCGCCGUCGUGUGAUCUCGCGCUCUUAAUAACGUAGCAAUCGACUGGCGGAUCAACACCGAUGUGACCCUUACGGCCACCUGAUAUUUCUUCUUGACAUUCAAAUUAUAAAUGCGUGUAAACUGUUAAACAUAUAUUUUAAUAAGAUUAAUGUAGUUCGUAGUGAAACUUCUAACUGGCAUUCGCGCAGCGCAUUCGACGUGGAACAGAUGAGUAUUUAGGGGUAUAUUUUUGAAAUAAUAUGCAUAAUGUAUAUAGGCGCAUCCUCAGCUGAUACGUGUAUGUAUAAAGCAGCGACGUCGCUAAUCGUAUUGUACGAAUGUGAGAAUGAACUAAGCCGACAGAGAUGUACACAUUCGAAUAUAUAUAUUUGCAGAGAGUGAUAUGUAUUGCGCGCAUUUACUUGCGUGUGUAUACGUACACACAUACACAUAUACACACAGACACAUGCGCGUUUCGCAUAUCUGCAUUACUAUUGUUGCUCUUCGGGGGCGGGAUACGCUUCAUGUGCGGCGAAAAGAAUUUCGGUGUAUAGAGCUUAUUGUUAGAUCGGCCAGGCGUUUAGGAGAACGAUAUUUUGGAUGGAGACCUGCGUAAAAGAUGUAAGCCAAAAGAUUUCCUCAAGUAUGCAUAUGUAUAGAUAUAGGUAUACGCAAACGUGACGUGUGCAUAUACAUACUUUUACGUGUACAUGUACAAAUAUGUAUUAUAAAAAUGAUAUAUUUACACGCACACGAUAAGGGAAAGCUUCUUCUAUUGACGGAAAAGCCUCUCGUUGAUGUUAAUUACAUAAAAGGUAACAAGUAUAUAUAUAUACAUAUAAUUAAUAGAGUUCGUAUAUAUAUAUAUUUAAUUACAAUUGUGGCACAUGCACGCUCUCGCGCGCAGAUAAUUGCGUGUUUAUAUGUAUAUACAUAUAUAUCUAUAUUUUUACGUGUAGAUAUUUUUUGGUAACUUGUUACAAUAAUGUAAUUAGUUAAGUAUAUAUACAUAUAAUAUAGAAAGAAAAAAAUAUAGGCGUUGUAAAUAUAAACUAGUAGCAAAAGAGCUUUUGUUAUUAUGUGAAAGCUAAUCAAAAUUUUGUUACCGUUAUAUGACGUACAACAGCGUUUUUCGAUUGUUCGCGCGACAUAAUUGCGGCUCCAUGUAUUAAACUCCUCGAUAAUUGAAUAAGGGACGAUGUAAUUUCAUUUCCGUUAUCGAUGUACUGUACAUAAGAACAUCAAUGUAUGUGCAUCUUUAUAAUUAUUCGUCAUAAAAAAACAUCGAUAUUAUUACAAUGAAGAACAAGUUGUGUAUUUGGCUUUACUUUAUAUAUAUAUGUGUAUAUGUACAUAUAUGUAUAUGUAUAUAUACACAUAUAUAUGUGUAUUUAUAAUAUUUAUUACAUUUUUCAUAUGUUGAUGUAAUAAAGUUUUCGGUAUACUUUA